UAAUAAAUGUGGGAAAGUGUUUGGUCGAAUCAUGGACUACCCUCAACAUGGAAGAGUUCACACUAGAGAAAAGUCCUGUGAGUGUACUGAUUGUGGGAAAGUCUUCAGUAAAAGCACUGAGCGCAUUAAACACAGCAGAGUUCACAUUAGAAAAAAGCGGUAUAAGUGCAGUGAUUGUGAGAAGUCCUUCCAUUACAAAUCUGACUUCACUAGACACCGCAGAGUUCACACUGGAGAAAAGCCAUAUGGGUGUAGCGAAUGUGGGAAGCAUUUCAGCCAAAGGACUGACCUGACUACACACCACAGAGUUCACACCGGAGAAAAGCCAUAUGCGUGCAGUGAGUGUGGGAAGCAUUUCAGUCAAAAGACUGACCUCACCAAACACCACAGAGUUCACACUGGAGAAAAGCCAUACGAGUGUAGUAAUUGUGGGAAAUCCUUUAGCAAAAGCUAUAGCCUCAGCCGACACAGGAGGGCUCACACUGCUAAAUGUAGUGAACACCUGAGAGUUCACACUGGAGAACAGUCGUAUGGGUGUCGCGAAUGUGGGAAGCACUUCAGUCGAAGGGCUGAGCUCAUUAUACACCACAGAGUUCACACUGGAGAGAAGCCAUAUGAGUGCGGUGAAUGUGGGAAGUCCUUUCGUCAAAGGCUGGACCUCACUGCACACCUCAGAGUUCACACUGGAGAGAAGCCAUAUGCGUGGACUGCAUGUGGGAAGGCUUUUAGCCAAAAAUGUAACCUUAUUACACAUCUGAGAGUUCACACUGGAGAGAAGCCAUAUGAGUGUAGUGAAUGUGGGAAGUCUUUUUCAAAAAAAUCUAACCUUAUAAUACAUCUGAGAGUUCACACAGGAGAGAAGCCAUAUGAGUGUAGUGAAUGUGGGAUGUUUUUCAGAGUAAGACCUGCACUCAUUAAACACCAGAGAAUUCACACUGGAGAGAAGCCAUAUGAGUGUACUGAAUGUGGGAUGUUUUUCAGAGUAAGACCUGCACUCAUUAAACACCAGAGAAUUCACACUGGAGAGAAGCCAUAUGAGUGUACUGAAUGUGGGAAGUCUUUCAUCAAAAAAUCUAACCUUAUUAAACAUCUGAGAGUUCACACAGGAGAGAAGCCAUAUGAGGUUAGACAUUGUGGGAAGUCCUUCAGUAAUAAUUCUGCCCUGUAACAACACAACAGAGUUCACACAGGAGAAAAGCCAUAUGAGUGCAGAGAAUGUGGGAAGUCUUUUAGCCAAAAAUCUAGUCUUAUUAAACAUCUGAGAGUUCACAGUGUAGAGAAGUGUUAA
Molecule: messenger RNA, 1288 nt
Organism: Eptesicus fuscus (big brown bat)
Lineage: Eukaryota; Metazoa; Chordata; Mammalia; Chiroptera; Vespertilionidae
Product: zinc finger protein 271-like
Biological process (GO): negative regulation of transcription by RNA polymerase II
Molecular function (GO): DNA-binding transcription repressor activity, RNA polymerase II-specific
Source: RefSeq, a predicted model, not a curated record